CAUUGAGACGAUGUUCCUCCUAAUUCUCUGAUCGAACCAGCCAAAAGUGUCGUGUGCUUAGCCCACUCGAUCCAAUUGAUUUCUGCAUAUCGAAAUCGAAAACCCUACUAGUUAAUCUGUUUGCCCCAGUUUGUUUAACAGGAAAUCGAAGCUAUCAGUUCUUCACGGAAGAAGACAAAUGCAUGCUCGGGACUGGAAUUUCAUUUCUUGUGAACGGAUCGAGCGCUGACUAGUGAUUUCAUCACACUCCGUCUUUUCUUUUUUGGGUGAAAUUAACAGAGAAGAAGUGAUGGAAGAUUAUCCUGAAGAACUGAGAACUCCGCCAGUGUCCCUGAUAGCGCUGGUUGGAUGCCCUGAGCUUCACGCCACGAUCUCUACUCAUCUCCACUCUGAGCAACCGCCCAUUAAUACAUUAGCCUUGCCCGACUUCUCUAAGAUUUCCGUAUUGCGUAGGUCUCCACCGAAGCAAGCCACCGCCGCCGAUUCCCCUUCUCCUGGCAUUUUGAAGAGUGAUUGGUUGCCAAAGCAUCGAACUAAGGUUCCUGCUGUUGUUGCUGCUUUCUUCAGCUCUCAUCACGUCUCUGGCGACCCCGCCCAGUGGCUUAACCUCUCUUCCCAUCUCGAUGACAUUAAAACCGUCAUCCGUGGAAGGAACACCAAAUUGGUCGUGGUUGUUGUGCAGUCAACAUCCAAGGAUGAGAUCAGUGAAGAUCGCAUGAUUGCUUUGCGAAAACGUGCUGAAAUAGAUUCCAAAUACUUUGUUAUCUUUGUCCAAAAUGAUGCAUUCGAACUACAACAAUCUCUUAACAGGCUAGGGAGCAUAUUUGCAGAACUGGCAAUUAUGUAUUACAGAGAUGAAGGGCGAAGAAUUAAAACACGUAUUGAGAGGAAGAGCUUCAAUUCUAUUGACUUGAACAUUCGCUAUUGCUUCAAAGUUGCUGUGUACGCAGAGUUUUGCAGGGAUUGGGUUGAGGCUUUGAGGUUUUAUGAGGAUGCCUAUCAUACCCUACGAGAGAUGAUUCCAACCAGAUUGCCAACAAUUCAAAGUUUAGUCGAGAUAAAAACUGUUGCCAAGCAAUUGCAUUUUAAGAUAUCAACUUUGUUGCUGCAUGGUGGAAAGGUUACUGAGGCAGUUACAUGGUUUUGCCAACAUAAUGCUUUCUACAAAAGGUUCACUGGGUCACCAGAAGUUAUAUUUCUUCACUGGGAAUGGAUGUCCAGGCAGUUUUUGGCUUUUGCUGAGUUACUGGAAACAAGCUCCACAGCCAUUCAAAGCAUUUUGGCCACGGCAUCAGGCAUCGGGGACAGACCUUUGACUGAAUGGGAAUUUUAUCCAGCUUAUUAUUAUCAGAUGGCUGCUCACUACUUGAAAGAGAAGAGAUCUUGCUUGGAAGUGGCACUUUCUAUGUCAGAAACUGUUAAUGACAUUGAUGGCAGUGCUGAAUCAGUGAUACCUUCUGUUUAUGUGGGUCAAUAUGCACGAUUGGUUGAGCAAGGAGAUGCCGUUGCAUUGGAACCUCUUUCUGAUGAAGAAUACAUCCGUUUCUUCCUCACAGAAGGGAAGAGUUCCCUGGAUUCGUUUGAAAUUAUCGCUCUGCUUAAAAAGUCUUUUGAAUCAUACAGUAAUCUCAAAGUGCAGAGGAUGGCAUCAUACUGUGGAUUCCAGAUGGCCAGAGAAUAUUUUGCUGUGAGUGACUUCAGUAAUGCAAAACAGCUUUUUGAUUGUCUGACAAGCCUUUACAGGCAAGAGGGAUGGGUCACUAUGUUGUGGGAUGUCUUGGGUUAUCUGCGGGAAUGCUCAAGGCGGCAAGGGUUGGUGAAAGAUUUUGUAGAGUACUCCCUUGAAAUGGCUGCAAUUCCAGCAUCAUCUGCUGCUGGUUUCCAGACUUUAUGUUUUAAAGAAUGCGGCCCAGCUGGUCCUGCAAGUCACACACAGAGGGAAAUCUUACACAAGGAAGUUUUUGGGCUUGUUAGGGGAGAAUUGGAGUUGCCAUCGAGUGAUGGCAGCGGUAGCCUCAAUGUUACUGGUGAUUCUCCCCUUCAUCUUGAGAUUGAUCCUGUCAGUCCCCUUAGAGUGGCACUUCUUGCUUCGGUUGCUUUUCAUGAGCAGAUGGUUAAGCCUGGUGCACCCAUUUUGAUUACCCUGUCUCUUCUAUCACAACUGCCAUGUACAAUUGAGAUCGAUCAGUUAGCAAUCCAUUUCAAUCGAUCUGAUUGUAAUUUCAUUGUAAUUAAUGCUCAGAGACCGCCAUUAGCUGCAACCUCCAAUGACCAACAGGCUCACAGAGUGGAGACUGCUUCUGAUUUGGCACUUUGCAGUAAUAAAUGGCUCCGGUUGACAUACAGCAUUGGAUCAGAACAAGGUGGAAAGCUUGAAUGCAUUUCUGUGGUUGCAAGAAUAGGACCCUACUUUACAAUAUGUUGCAGAGCUGAAAGUCCUGCUUCUAUGGAUGAUUUACCGCUUUGGAAGUUUGAAGAUCGUGUUGAGAAUCUUCCAACCAAGGAUCCUGCAUUAGCAUUCUCUGGUCAGAAGUUUAUCCAAGUUGAAGAACCUGACCCACAAGUUGAUCUUAAUUUAUGUGCCACUGGCCCUGCAUUAGUUGGUGAGAGCUUCAUUGUCCCUGUUACUGUGAUCUCCAAGGGCCUUCCUGUCUAUUAUGGCGAGUUGAAGAUUAAUCUGGUGGAUGCAAGAGGUGGCGGCUUGGUGAGUCCGAGGGAACUAGAACCAUUUUCCAUGGACAAUCAUCAUGUUGAGCUUCUUGGCAUUGUUGGACCCCAAGGUGAAGAGAAAUUUCAGAAUGGUUCAGAAAGUAUCAAGAAAAUUCAGCAAUCUUUUGGAUUGGUUUCUGUUCCUUUUUUAAAUAAUGGAGACUCAUGGACCUGUAAUCUAGAAAUCAAAUGGCACCAACCCAAGCCAGUCGUGCUUUAUGUGUCAUUGGGAUAUUCCUCGUGCAAAAGUGAAUCUGCUGCACAGAAGGUCCACAUCCACAAGAGCUUGCAGAUUGAAGGGAGAACUGCUGUUGCAGUUAGCCACAAGUUUAUGCUGCCAUUCCGACAGGACGCAUUGCUACUCUCAAGAAUAAAAACUGGCCCCAGUUCUGAUCGUUUGGCAUCACUGCCUCUUAACAAAAGGAGCGUCGUCGUUGUUGCUGCUAGGAACUGCACUGAGGUGCCAUUACAGUUGCUAUCUAUGUCUAUCGAAGUUGACGAUGAUAGCAUUGGACGGUCAUGUCGCGUGCAAUGUGGAAAUGAGGAGCUGAAAGACCUUGCCCUUCUCGUGCCAGGUGAAGAGUUCAAGAAAGUUUUCUGUGUUAUACCUGAGGUGAAUAUUCCGACUAUUAAGAUGGGAACAGUGCACCUGAGAUGGAGGAGACUUUCAGGACCUAAAGAGCAGCCUGCUUCCAUCAUGACAACUGGGGUAUUGACCAAACAUAGACUUCCAGAUGUGAAUGUGGAGUCAUCUCCAUUGGUUUUGAGUUUGGACUGCCCUCCUCAUGCCAUCCUCGGAGAGCCCUUCACAUUUUCUAUUAAAAUUCAAAAUCAAACCCAGUUACUUCAAGAGCUCAAGUUCUCAUUGUCAGAUUCACAAAGUUUUGUGUUAUCUGGGUCGCACAAUGACACAGUUUUUGUUUUGCCAAAAUCAGAGCACGCCCUCACUUACAAGCUUGUGCCACUUGCUUCGGGUUCAUUGACGCUGCCCAGAGUUACUCUGACUGCUGCAAGAUACUCUGCUGGGUUUCAACCCUCAAUUGCUGCAUAUAAUGUAUUUGUCUUCCCCUCGGAACGCCACUUUAAGAUGGCUGAAAUGGGAGGAGACAAGGGGCUGGAGUCUCUGGCCGCUGCUUGAAUAAUCCUCUCAUAAUGAAUUUUCUCUGCAGAAACAAGGUGUAAGGUGCGACACAAUGGCAGAGGAUUGCCUAAUUGUGUUACAGACUAAUUCAGGAUAGCGAUUCUGAGCUCAAGUGAGCUGCUUGUAAUUAAACUCACGCUGCCUCAUUUUGGUGGGUUCUUGUGGUUUCUUUUGAUUUUCUUGCUUUGUUGUUUUUGUAUUGGGCACGUGAGUUUUAAUUUCUUUUUUCCCCCUUGUCCGGGAAAGGGUCGAGGAGAGUUAUUUUGAAGCCAUCUCAGAUUGUAAUAUCCCUCGGAAGCAGUUGAUGAAAGCUAAGUAUAUCACGUAAAAAUUUCAUUGUAAAUUUUCAAUAAUACCAUAUUUGGUGGUAAGGUAACAGGGAAUUUGUGCGGUCCAAA
Molecule: messenger RNA, 4248 nt
Organism: Malania oleifera
Lineage: Eukaryota; Viridiplantae; Streptophyta; Magnoliopsida; Santalales; Ximeniaceae
Exons: 9
Coding region: 290-3847 (1185 amino acids)
Source: RefSeq, a predicted model, not a curated record